UUCCUCCAAACCAGUUCCAACAAUAACAGCAACUCCUGCGUGCAGCUGCCUUGUUAGGGAGAAGAUGUAUUUUUCCUUUUUCUACUGAGGGAUGAAGCUUCCAAAUCUGUGUGAUGUGAGCAGGUGAGGAUGUCUGCUGACAAGUCCAAAUGAUAUUUUCAGGUGUUCUACUGAUCUUGGCACUGACAGAAGAGCUGGUGUUUUCUGUUCAGGUACUGUCUCCCAGUGUCUCCUCCUCUCAGGGCUUCCCAAUGGACACUACAACUAUCACAGCCAUGGGAACAACACCUCGCCACAAAGACAGCCACGCGGCAGAGCCCCUUCCCACAUCCACUCGUGCCAUUCCCCAUACCGUCAGCCUGGCAGAGAAAGCCCCUUCCACCGGGCAAAAGCAAGCAAGCAGCCCUCGCGUCGGCGAAAAGGAAACGUAUCGUUUAUACAACCAGAGUGCUUUGUACUCGGGACAGACUCGCCCCAAGGGGAAAAAAUUCCAGGUUUUCAAAGGCAACUUCACGGAGUCCUCAGAGCCUUACCUAAAGACGACCCUGCAUUCUCCCUUCCCUACCCUGAGGACCCCUUUCACAGACCACCCGUUUCAGUCCCAGACAGCAGCGUCCAGCAAUCCCAAUGGCACGGGGCUGGCAAGAACUACACACUCAGACCCUUCUCCCCACCGCAACGCUUCGGGAAGCCUUAGGGAAGCAGAGCGAGGGGAUGGGGCCGAGCUAGUGGUGCAGGAGGCAGAUUUUGCCACCACAACUGCUGGACCAUCAACUGAUCCUGAAGCAGUGUCGGUGCCUUUUAAACCCACCCGCUAUGGCGUGUGGGAUAUGCUGAGCAAAAACAACUCUUGGGUAACCUUGAAUCUCAGUACAAAUGUCCCUCUGUUUGCUGGCCCUGGAUCUGCAACAGCAGCAGCGGGUCACUCAGUCCAGACCAGAUUUGAUGUCAGUGUCUCCUCCCUGGCAGCGGGAGACCCCAAGGGACCCACUCCAACGCAGCACAGCGCGGUGACUAACGCAACCUUGCUGGGCAGUGCUCUUUCCGCAGCGCCCGCCACAAGGUUGUCCAGUUCCAUUUCCACAGCUGGCUCCACCGCCACUGGGAACUUCCUAAACAGACUGGUUCCUGCUGGGACCUGGAAACCUGGGGUACAAGGAAAUAUCUCCCAUGUCACCGAGGGGGACAAACCCCAGCACAGAGCAACCAUCUGUCUCAGCAAGAUGGACAUUGCCUGGAUCAUUCUGGCCAUCAGCGUACCUAUAUCCUCAUGCUCAGUUCUGCUGACAGUCUGCUGUAUGAGGAGGAAGAAGAAGACAUCUAACCCAGAAAACAAUCUGAGCUAUUGGAAUAAUGCUAUUACCAUGGACUACUUCAACAGGCAUGCUGUAGAGUUACCGAGAGAGAUCCAGUCCCUGGAGACUUCAGAGGACCACCUCUCUGAGCCACGCUCCCCUGCCAACGGCGACUACCGUGACAGCGGGAUGGUCCUCGUGAACCCCUUCUGUCAAGAAACACUAUUUGUAGGACAUGAGCAAGUCUCUGAAAUAUGACCCCACAGCUGCCCGUGUAUUGCAGUUUCAUCUCUACUGUCUCCAAAUUAUAAAUAAAUAUAUAUAUUAUAAAUAUAACCUUUGUGUAACCCUGGAUUACAAGAAAUGUUUUCAGCUUUUCUUUUCUCCCUCAGAACUGUCAACCCCUUUUUUAUAAGUGUGGUAAAACUUUACAGAACAAACUGUGGCUUUAUAAAAUAAAGGUAUUUCUAAGCAAAA
Messenger RNA from Phaethon lepturus (White-tailed tropicbird), 1772 nucleotides. RefSeq names its product transmembrane protein 108 (gene TMEM108). Lineage: Eukaryota; Metazoa; Chordata; Aves; Phaethontiformes; Phaethontidae. The record is from RefSeq and is a predicted model, not a curated record. Gene Ontology annotation, biological process: postsynaptic density organization; retrograde axonal transport; dendrite extension. Bases 150 to 1553 code for a protein of 467 amino acids. Gene Ontology annotation, cellular component: postsynaptic density; axon; early endosome. The transcript is spliced from 4 exons.